Etheostoma cragini (Arkansas darter) is the source of this 2720-nucleotide messenger RNA. Its product is annotated as rap1 GTPase-activating protein 2. Gene Ontology annotation, biological process: regulation of small GTPase mediated signal transduction; activation of GTPase activity. Gene Ontology annotation, cellular component: cytoplasm. Bases 401 to 2074 code for a protein of 557 amino acids. The record is from RefSeq and is a predicted model, not a curated record. Gene Ontology annotation, molecular function: GTPase activator activity. Lineage: Eukaryota; Metazoa; Chordata; Actinopteri; Perciformes; Percidae. The transcript is spliced from 18 exons.
AAUGAUCCUUACUGACUCAAAGGGUAACAGGUUCCGGAAGAAAAUGUCUCAGCCCUUUAUUUAUUUAUUUAUUUACAAGUCUAUCUUCAAGUCUAGUCAGUCUGAGAAACCACCACGAGUGUCUAUUCAAGCAGAAGGAUCGAUGGCAUGGAGCAGCCAGACCGUGUCCAUUUUAUAGUUUGUGGCGGUGGCUACACCUGUGACCAUGAGGUGGUUAUUGCUGAAUGUCUGGCUGACAGCAGGACAGAGGGAGGAAAGGGAAGCUUAAAUGAGUGAGAGGCAGGGGGCAGAGAGGAGGAGGAGUGACAGAAUGAUAGAGUGAAUUAAUUCAACCUUGGCCAGCCCUGAUUGACUCAGUAGCAAACUGGCAUGUACAAACAUUCCCAGUGACACCAAAGCUAUGGAGAGAGAAAAGAGGAAUGACAUGUCUUUCUCCAGAAAGAGAAGUUUCACUUUUGGGGCAUAUGGAGGUUCUCACUUCCUUGUUUACAGUGUGGACAAAUUCACAUGUGGGGAUGAGACGAGACCUGAAUCUGCAGAGGACAACAUAGUGGACAUCCUGGACUCUCCUGCCAGUGACAGAAAGCCUUUCCUCUCAGCCAGCAACAACCAGAGGGACACAGAGCUGUUUGAAAUAAUUGAAAAGCUGCAGGGCAGCAGGAUCGAUGAGCAGAGGUGUGAAUUUCCUCUUCCGCUGAAGUCUCAGCUUUUAAAGAUAGGUGGAGGAGACCUGCCACUCAUCCUCCCUCCAAAGCUAGGGGGCUACUGGAUAGACCCCCCUCUGGCGAGGCUUGUAGAUGUGAGUCCCACCUCCUCCCACUGUGGCGUUGAUCCAGAGAGCUACGACAUUAUGGAGAGAGAUGGGGAGGCCAAAAUCUAUCACGAGUUCUUCCGCUCACGUUACCAUCACUCAUUUACAGCAGUGGAUCCGUCUUUGGGGCCCCUGGUUCUCUCUGUGUGUUUGGAGGAAGAGGAGAGCAAGCUGCGGGUGAUACUAAGAAUGAAGCAGUGCACUCUGCAUGGAGCUUUCGCUGUCUCUCUUUUCCCAAACAUCCCAUCUGCUGUUGAAUUAGCAAAGAUGCUCUGUGACAGAGUGACUGUCUCAAAGUUUGAAGUGGUCAGCUUCCUCAAGGCUCCAGAACUCAUAACCGCAUUUGACGAACACAGAGUGUCUCCUAAUUUUAAGUUUGGCAUUUUGUACCAAAAGGACGGGCAGUUCACUGAGGAGGACAUACUUUGUAACAAUGAAGAAAGUGAAGAGUUUAAAGAACUCCUUUCUAUUUUGGGAGAGACGGUUCAACUGGAAGGCUUCACCGGGUUCAGAGGAGGACUGGAUGUAUGUCAUGGUCAGACAGGAAGGGAAGCUGUCUUCACUUCCUUUCAUGGGAGAGAAAUCAUGUUCCAUGUCGCAACUAAACUGCCUUUUACAGAGGGCGACCCGCAGCAGUUACAAAGAAAAAGACACAUUGGUAAUGACAUUGUAGCUUUAGUCUACCAGGAGAGCCAAACCCCGUUCCUGUCUGAUGUUAUCAAGUCUCAUUUCCUGCACUGUUUCCUGGUGGUCCGGAGGAUUCAGGUUCCAGAGGAGAAGACAGGUGAAACUGCGUACCAGGUGAGUGAAAGACAAGCCCACUUGGAUACACGUUUCCUGCUGAGAGAGUUCCUUCUGACCAAACUCAUCAAUGCAGAGAUUUCCUGUUAUAAGGCUCAACAAUUCAGCCGGCUAGAGCUCCGCACCCGUUCGCUGCUCCUGGAGAGCCUGCAGGCUGAACUCUCCACCCGUUCCCAGUACAUGAUGGGGGAUCCAUCUCUGUCUGUUCUCCCAACUUCUGAGGUUACACGAGGGGUGUCUGAGGGAAGUGGGGGAUUCAUUGAAAAUUUUAAGAGAGCCAUAAGAGUGCGGAGUCACUCUUUCGAGACUCUUGGGGUGCCAAGGAAGAUUGGUGGCAUUGUAACACAGAAGCAAAAGACAGAUAAAGAUGGAGAGAGUGACAAAUCUCCAGGACCUCUGCCUGCUGACAGUCAAGGGUCGGCUGAACUCAAAAAUCAAUCAAGUCCUCAAGAAGAGACAUAAAAGGAAAUAUCAAUUUGUAGAUUUAAGAUUUAAUAUACUCAUACAUUGCUAGCGUAUGGUUCCUACUUUCUCUUCCUGUUGGAUGGCUUAAAUGUAAAUAGAGUGUAAAGGUAAAUAGUAUUUUUUUGAGAAUAUAUUUAUUUUGCUGUCAUAGCAGUAUACAACAUUACUUAAAAGCUCAAUAUUGUAUUUUAGUGAAAUGUUUAAGAAAUAAAUGUUUUGAGUCUACACAGUUUUUAAUAUCAAUAAAAAUCUUUACUUCAAUGAGGGAUGUAAAGAGAGGAAAUGGAGAGGAGAGAGAGUUUAUGUAUAACAAAGGAAAUUAGAUUAAGAUUAGCACAAUACGCAGAAAAUGAAGAAUGAUGAUUGUUUUGUUGAUGACAAUACACAUAAUGAUACCAGUAAAACAUGAUUAUUAAAAGAUUGAUGUUCAAUUUAGGAAUCAAGCAUGUUAUAACGAAUGUAAAAAGAAGCAAUGGAGAAGAAGAAGAAUAUACUACCAGUAAUUGAAGAAGUAUUCAGAUCUAUUCCUCAAUGAAAAUACUUUGAGUAAAAGUCUGAAUUAAACAUAUUAUCAUCAAAGUGUAUUAUAUGACAUAAUUGGAGUUAUUACUGAUACUGUAAUGUAUAAACUGUAUUUCAGGUU